Ochlerotatus camptorhynchus is the source of this 990-nucleotide messenger RNA. Its product is annotated as histone-lysine N-methyltransferase, H3 lysine-79 specific-like. Bases 1 to 990 code for a protein of 329 amino acids. The transcript has 5 exons. Lineage: Eukaryota; Metazoa; Arthropoda; Insecta; Diptera; Culicidae. The record is from RefSeq and is a predicted model, not a curated record.
AUGCGGAAAAAGUUUGAACGACGAAAGGUCGCACAACGAAAGGCCGAACGACGAAAGGUCGAACGACGAAAGGUCGAACGACGAAAGGUCGAACGACGAAAGGUCGAACGACGAAAGGUCGAACGACGAAAGGUCGAGCAACGAAAGGUCGAGCGACGAAAGCUCGAACAACGAAAGGCCGAAAGAUCAAAGUCGAACGACGAAUUGUCUAAUGACGAAAGAUCGAGCGACGGAAGGUCGAGUGACGAAAGUUUGAGCGACGAAAGGUCGAACAACGAAAGGCCGAAAGAUCAAAGGUCGAAGGAAGAAAGGUCGAACGAAGAAAGGUUGAACGAUGAAAGGUCGAACGAUGAAAAGUCGAGCGACGAAAGGUCGAGCGACGAAAAGUCGAGCGACGAAAAGUCGAGCGACGAAAAGUCGAGCGACGAAAAGUCGAGCGACGAAAAGUCGAGCGAUGAAAAGUCGAGCGACGAAAAGUCGAGCGACGAAAAGUCGAGCGACGAAAAGUCGAGCGACGAAAAGUCGAGCGACGAAAAGUCGAGCGACGAAAAGUCGAGCGACGAAAAGUCGAGCGACGAAAAGUCGAGCGACGAAAAGUCGAGCGACGAAAAGUCGAGCGACGAAAAGUCGAGCGACGAAAGGUCGAACAACGAAAGGUCGAACGACGAAAGGUCGAACAACGAAAGGUCUAUCGACGCCGAACGACGAAAGGUCGAACGAAGAAAGGUUGAACGACGAAAGGUCGAGCGACGAAAGGUUGAACGACGAAAGGUCGAACGACGAAAGGUUGAAGGACAAAAGGUCAAACUACGAAAGGUCAAACGACGAAAGGUCGAACGACGAAAGGCCAAACGACGAAAGGUCGAACAUCUAAAGGUCGAACGACAAAAGGUCGAACGACAAAAGGUCGAACGACAAAAGGUCGAACGACAAAAGGUCGAACGACAAAAGGUCGAACGACAAAAGGUCGAACGACAAAAGGUCGACUGA